CGCGGCGACGGGCAGCCGUGGAAGUCGGCGAGGCGGUCACGAAUUUUCACUAAAUGUCGGCCGUCGACAAGGUUCGCGUGCUGGUUGUUGGUGAUUCGGGCGUCGGCAAAACGUGCCUGACUCAUCUGAUCGCAAACCAGGAACCGCUUACAUCGCCCGGAUGGACGGUCGGCGCCUCGGUCGAGGUGAAGCUGCACGAGUACAAGGAAGGCACGGCCUCGCAGAGCACGUUCUUCGUCGAGCUGUGGGAUGUCGGGGGCUCGAUUAGCCACAAAAACACGCGCGGCGUGUUCUACAAUCCGACGCACGGCAUCAUCCUGGUGCACGACCUGACGAACCGAAAGAGCCACGAAAACCUGCAGCGAUGGCUCGUCGAGAUCCUGAACAAAGACGGCAAGGACGUGCUGAAGGGUAACGAGCUGCUGCUCGACAUCGAUCCGGAACAGUUCCUUGGCUCGACGCAGUUUCGAAAUUCGCAGAUUCCCAUACUGGUCAUCGGCACCAAGCUGGACAUGAUGGACGAAGCGCAUAAGCAGAAAAUCCUCAACCGGACCUCGGUCGGCAGCAUAGCGGAGCAGUGCGGUGCGGAUGAAAUUUGCCUCAAUUGUCACGAAGCCCGAUCCCUGGCGGCCGGAACGACGGAUUCCGUCAAACUGGCCCGGUUCUUUGACAAGGUCAUUGAACGGAAGUACUACAGUCGCGAAACGGGACGAAAGUACACGACCAACUACGGCGGUUCUUCGAUGGUCACCGGACCGUUCGGGAAUCUGCCGGUGUCCGGAUCGUCUGCAGCACCCUCGUUGGGCACAUUUAGCUAUCUCACCUCCAACACGGUGCCAGAAUCCAGUUUAUCUUAAUCCGUUCCCCGCUCCGUUAAGUAAACAUCAUUCCACGCA
Molecule: messenger RNA, 896 nt
Organism: Anopheles aquasalis
Lineage: Eukaryota; Metazoa; Arthropoda; Insecta; Diptera; Culicidae
Product: rab-like protein 3
Molecular function (GO): GTP binding; GTPase activity
Source: RefSeq, a predicted model, not a curated record